UGCAGAUUGAGCCUCCUUGAUGGGCCAGCAGAGGGUAAGCUGCAGCUGACAUCACACUGCGGUAAUAGAAGAAUACGCGACAACAACAAAAAGUUUCCAGGCCCUCAGGAUGAACUUGAAGAACCUGCGGGAGUACUUGGCCCGGCUGUACUACCAGUACCUCCUCAUCACCGCCAUCUACGUGCUGGAGCCUUGGGAACAGUCCAUCUUCAACUCGGUGCUCCUCUCCGCCGUCGCCAUGGUGAUCUACACCUCGUAUGUGUUUGUGCCCAUCCACCUGUGCCUGGCGCUGAAGUUCUUCUCGGGCGUCUGCGGCGGGCAGCCAGAGAGCACCAUGGCCCUCAUCAACUGAAGGAUCUAUCUGAGGAUGUGGGGUCUUUGGCAACUCAAGCGUGUCCAUGGCUCAAACAUCCAGUGGCAAUCAGCACAAGAGUUUUACCAGAAAAUUACUUCCGGACAAUUUCUAUCUAUGGCUGUCCAUCGAUUUCGAUGAUGACGGAGA
Nerophis lumbriciformis (worm pipefish) is the source of this 502-nucleotide messenger RNA. Its product is annotated as serine palmitoyltransferase small subunit B-like. The record is from RefSeq and is a predicted model, not a curated record. Gene Ontology annotation, cellular component: serine palmitoyltransferase complex. Gene Ontology annotation, biological process: endoplasmic reticulum organization; ceramide biosynthetic process. Gene Ontology annotation, molecular function: serine C-palmitoyltransferase activity. Lineage: Eukaryota; Metazoa; Chordata; Actinopteri; Syngnathiformes; Syngnathidae.